AUGCACUCGCGCGUCCAUGCCGGCGAGUAUGUGCUACUACGCCUGCCUUCAGAUACACUGAAGCUGGUGCAAAUAGUCCCGAACAGUGUUGUUUCUAUUGGCAAAUUCGGCUCCUUCCCGUGCAACCUUCUCAUUGGACGACCUUACUACCUCACAUACGAGAUCACCGACAAACAGUCCGAAACCGACACCUCCCGCCUACGAAUUGUACCAGCCUCGGAGCUGAACGCUGAGAUCCUCGCCGAAGAUGCCCUUCCCUCAGAAAACCCCACCGAGAAAGCCGAUGAAUCCUUCGAUAUUGUCGCGGAUGACGGCUCUGUCUUGCUGAAAAACAACCGUCUGACAGUCGACGAUGCCUCUCGCCAAGCUCUCAGCAUGGACGAGAUUGAGGAAUUGAAGAAAGCAGGAACUGGUUCUGGAAGAGACAUUAUCGAGAAGAUUCUCAAGUCGCAUACCCACCUGAGCGAAAAGACGUCCUUCGCCCUGGCCAAGUACACUCUGAGGAAACACAAGAAGUACUUGCGCAGAUUUACUGUCUUACCCAUGAACGUUUCCAUGUUGACCGAGUACAUGAUUGCUGAGAAGGAGUCAUCAAGAGUCAUGGAGCUUAGAGAAGAGUCGCUGGGUCUUGUUGGCAGCUGGGCCAAUGUACACUACCAUCCGGACGCUGAACCGAGUCUCACCGAAGAGGGCACACAACUUGGUGGUGGAAGAUGGCUGGUCGUUGACGAUACUGGUGGUCUGGUCGUGGCUUCCAUGGCCGAGAAGAUGGGUCUCUUGUACCACCCGGACAACGAAGAUGAAGAGUCUGACGACGACGACGACGACGACGAGACUGCUCCCAAAGCUAGUGCGCAACAGACAGCACCGGCUGAAGAAGACGCAGACGUGGAAAUGCAGGACUCUUCCAAGGGCGAGCCAACCGACGACGAACCAAAAGAAGGAGAAGAAGUACGGGGGAACGGUAGAAAGCGUCCCAUGAACAAGCACAACACCAACCUGUCCUCUACGAACACCAUCACAGUCCUCCACGCCAAUGCCCAACCAAAUCCAGAAACUAUCCCCCAAGCCGAACUCGACGUGAUGAAAUCCGGCAAACGCGGCGCCUACUACCGCAAACGCCGCCGCUGGGCCCGCUGCAAAGCCAUCGUCGACGAGACCCGCGCCGGUGGCUUCGACGGCCUGAUCAUCGCUUCUCACAUGUCUCCCGCCACGAUCCUAAAGUCAACAGUGCAUUUGCUGCGCGGCUCUGCACACAUUGCCAUCUACUCACCUACCGUGGAGCCCCUGACCGAGAUCAUGGACCUAGGACUUCCCAUUGGAUCCGCGAUUGGUGUUGGCGCCUACAUUGCAGACGACGAGGAUCAGACCUUGGCAGGUGUUGCCUGGGCGGGUGGUGCUGAAGGCUAUCUGUUCACCGCGAGGAGAGUGUUGCCCGUGGAUGGUAAAGUGGAGGCCAGAGGCAAGUACAACAAGAAGAGGAAGAUUGGAUAG
Molecule: messenger RNA, 1494 nt
Organism: Aureobasidium vineae
Lineage: Eukaryota; Fungi; Ascomycota; Dothideomycetes; Dothideales; Saccotheciaceae
Source: the annotation of a GenBank genome assembly